CUCUGCAAAAAAAGACAGCAAAUAUACCCCAAAAAGAAGGUUGUUUUAUAUGGCUGCUGUUAUGAACAACUUCUCUACUGCCGUAUUACUAAUCGUGUUUUUCUGUUUUUCUUCCUUAUGUCUCUCCUCUGCACUACCACUCCUUCAAGAUAAUGAGAAUGCUAUUUCAGAACUUACCACCAUUUCCAAGACUGAUCAUGAUCCAAAGGGCUUUAGUGCAAGACGAGUGGGAGGAAGAAAAGUUUCUUUACACAAGGUGGUGAGCCUAGCAAAGGUUAUUAAACCAGAAAAACAAGGUGGCUCUGACCAAGUUGAAGGAAAAUUAGGCAGCAGCAAGCAAAACAUAACAAAUGGGGUUCAGAAGUUGAACUCCAAGCAAGCUAAUAGUAGUGUUGCUGGUCAUUAUUCUGCCAAGAUUAAUGAGGCUGCUGGUUUUGUUGCCUUCAACGCCGACUACCGCGCACCGAGACACCAUCCUCCCAAGAAUAACCGAUGAAAGAUCUUACUGAUAACAAAGUUAUAUUUUUCUGUUUACCUUGGCUUACUUUUCUUAUUUUAGUACCAUCUUAUGCUAUUGAUGGUUAUGUUUAUUGUGUUUUGAGUGUGUAUACUACUUGGAAAAGAUAGUGAGUUGUUGUACUGUUCUAAUAUAAUAUAAAUUGUUUGCUUAACCCACACAGGGAAAUCAAAAUCAACCCUGCUGGUUUAAAUUUUUGGUAGUUUUGAUCCUUUUUAAUCAGUUGUCAAAGAUAAG
Molecule: messenger RNA, 754 nt
Organism: Cannabis sativa
Lineage: Eukaryota; Viridiplantae; Streptophyta; Magnoliopsida; Rosales; Cannabaceae
Exons: 3
Coding region: 50-496 (148 amino acids)
Biological process (GO): positive regulation of cell population proliferation; cell differentiation; regulation of root meristem growth
Molecular function (GO): growth factor activity
Source: RefSeq, a predicted model, not a curated record